CAUUUUGAUGGUGGUAUGGAAUGGACGGCGGGCCAUACGAACGACGACGUUACCCGCACUACGAGUAGGGCGCUGGUCGGCACUCCCAGAAGAAGAUACCGACUCGUUGGCCAACGACUGAAGAUCGACGAGCAAUCAGAUUGAACAAAAAAAUUUUACGUGCGAGGACUAUCGACAGAGGCGGAGAGUGCAUCCCUUCUGAAAACGGGAUUAUUAUUUGAAUAUCGAAACGAUUAGAGUGAAAAUAAAUAGGAAAUUAUGUCGUCGUCAGCGGUAGCAAAAACCUCUAAGUACACAUAUCGCAGCAGUGGAGGUGCAGGAUCGGCCGAUGUCAGCAUCGAGUACAGCGCCGACCUGAGUGCACUGAGCAGGCUCGAGGACAAAAUUCGCCUUCUCCAGGAAGAUUUGGAGUCUGAGAGGGAAUUGCGUCAGAGGAUUGAACGCGAACGCGCGGACCUGAGUGUCCAAGUGAUCCAGCUGUCUGAACGCCUCGAAGAGGCUGAGGGUGGUGCCGAAUCUCAGUUUGAGAUCAACAAGAAGAGAGACACCGAACUUCUGAAACUACGUAAACUUCUGGAGGAUGUUCACCUCGAGAGCGAAGAAACCGCGCACCAUCUUCGCAAAAAGCAUCAGGAAAUCGUUAUCGAUUUUCAGGAUCAGAUAGAUCAGCUCUCGAAAGCUCGCGCCAGAGUUGACAAGGAAAAAGCCAAGUUCCAGCAGGAGGUUUACGAACUCCUGGCCCAGCUUGAAAAUUCCAACAAGGAAAAAACACUUGUUAUCAAGACGGUUGAGAAGUUGGAGAUCCAUGUGUCUGAGUUGAAUGUCAAGAUUGAAGAGCUCAAUCGCACCAUUGUCGACAUCACCAGCCACAAAACCCGUCUCUCCCAGGAAAAUAUUGAACUUGUACGAGAAGUUCAAGACUUGAAGGUAAACAUUGAGAGCGUCCAAUACACGAAAACUCAACUUGCCAGUCAACUGGAGGAUGCUCGCCGUCGUCUUGAAGACGAAGAUCGUCGUCGUUCUCUCAUCGAGGCAUCUCUCCACAGCGUCGAAACCGAACUCGAGUCAGUUCGCGUACAAUUGGAGGAGGAAUCUGAGGCUCGCUUGGAUCUCGAGCGUCAAUUGGUCAAGGCCAAUGGCGAAGUCUCCAUCUGGAGGUCCAAAUACGAAACUGAGGCCAAUGCACGGGCUGAGGAAGUUGAAGAACUGCGACGCAAGUACUCGGCUCGCAUUCAAGAACAGGAGGAGCAGAUUGAGACUCUGUUGGUUAAAAUCAACAAUCUGGAGAAGCAGAAAUCUCGCCUUCAAUCUGAAGUUGAAGUUCUCAUUAUCGAUCUUGAAAAGGCCAAUGGCACAGCUCGGGAGCUCCAGAAGCGCGUUGAACACCUGGAGAAGGUCAACAUCGAGCUUAAAUCUCGCCUGGAGGAGACAGUCACCCUCUACGAGCAGAGCCAACGUGAUCUGCGCAACAAGCAACAAGAGCUCAUGCGUUGCAAUGCCGAACUCGAGAAGACACGAGACCUGAAGGAACAGCUUGCACGUGAGAAUAAAAAACUUGGAGACGACUUGACUGAUGCCAAAAACCAACUGUCCGACAUGAACCGUAGACUCCACGAGUUGGAACUCGAACUCCGUCGUCUGGAGAACGAACGUGAGGAGUUGGCUGCUGCCUACAAAGAAGCCGAGGCUGGUCGCAAGGUCGAGGAACAGCGCGCUCAACGACUCUCCGCUGAACUCAGCAACUUCCGUCACGAGGCCGAGCGUCGUCUUGCAGAGAAGGAUGAGGAAAUCGAGGCCAUCCGGCAACAGACGAGCAUCGAGAUUGAGCAGCUCAACGCUCGCGUCGUUGAAGCCGAAACGAAACUCAAGACCGAGGUCCAGCGGAUCAAGAAGAAGCUUCAGAUUCAAAUCACUGAAUUGGAACUUUCCCUUGAUGUUGCCAAUAAGAACAACCUCGAUCUGCAAAAGACCAUCAAAAAGCAGUCGCUCACUUUGACCGAACUUCAAGCUCAUUACGACGAAGUUCAGCGUCAAUUGCAGGUAACACUCGACCAAUUGGGCAUCAGCCAACGCCGUCUUCAAUCUUUGACUGCCGAAAUCGAAGAAGUCCGUGGCAACUACGAAUCUGCACUUCGGGCAAAGAGAUGUGUCGAGCAGCAGUACGAAGAGUCGGUCAGCCGCAUCAAUGAACUGACAACGAUCAACGUUAAUCUUGCAUCAUCCAAGUCGAAGGUUGAGCAAGAACUUGCAGCUGUUGCUGGUGACUACGAAGAAGUUACCAAGGAAUUGAGAGUGAGUGACGAGAGAUACCAGCGUGUCCAGACCGAGCUCAAACACACCGUUGAGAUCCUCCACGAGGAGCAAGAACGUAUUGUCAAGAUCGAAUCGAUCAAGAAAUCACUUGAGAUUGAAGUCAAGAACUUGUCUGUUCGUCUUGAGGAAGUUGAGGCCAAUGCCAUUGUCGGUGGCAAACGUAUCAUCAGCAAACUCGAGGCCAGGAUUCGUGAUUUGGAACUUGAACUUGAUGAGGAGAAACGCAGACACGCAGAAACCGUCAAGAUUCUCCGCAAGAAGGAGCGCAACAUCAAGGAAGUGAUGAUACAAGUUGAGGAAGAUUCAAAAUCAAUUGCCCUCCUCCAGGAGAGCCUCGACAAGGCAUGUCAAAAGGUCAACAUCUACAAGAGACAGGUACAAGAACAAGAGGGUAUGUCUCAGCAGAGUGUGACGAGAGUACGCAGAUUCCAAAGAGAACUCGAAGCAGCUGAGGAUCGCGCUGACACUGCUGAGAGCAAUUUGUCUUUGAUCCGUGCUAAACACCGCAGCUUUGUCACAACAUCGACCGUCCCAGGAUCCCAGGUAUACCUUGUCCAGGAGACGAGGACUCAAGAAACACUUUAAAAACAAUAAUUGCCAAAAUGUUCCUUGUAAAAUGCCUCAUUAUCAUUAUAUCAUCAUUUUUUUUCUUCCUUUCUUUCUUUCAUUUUGACAAAAAUGUAAUGUCAACUUUUUUUCCUCGUUACUUUUAUUAUUUAUUUUGUAUCUAAGAGUAACGAGAGGACAAAUAAACAAAAGGCGCGAUAUUGUCGAUCAUCAAGUGAAAGGAUAACACAAUAAAUAUCAAGAGGCAAUUAAAUGAUGAAUAAUCAUUUCGACUAAUCACUCAUUUCUCUGUUGCAUCGGAUAAAAAAACAUCGUUUGAUUAAAAUUUUGUUUUUGAUACUGAGAGACAGUGGCGCCUAUCAAACGAUCCCCACUGCGAAUUUGUAAAAAACAAAAUGAAACAAAAAAACUAUUCUAUUUUUAUAAAAAAUGAGAAAGUUACAGCGACAUUUACCAAGAUCGAAUAAUCCCAAUUUGCAAAGACGCAUAAUAAUAUAUAUUCAGUUGACAAAUCCAAAGUGAAAACAAAAACACUGAUCGUUUUACUCGAACAUCACCAAUCCCAACCAGAAAUUUAUCAUUUUAUUCAAAUUAAAUUUUAAUGAAUAUUAUUAUCGCAUGUCUAUUACACGUACAAUAAUAUUGUAUUUAAUGAAUAAUUCUGUUACUACAAAAUAUAGUUAGGUACUAUUGCCCAAAGUGAAAUAUUCAAUUGAGUACAUAAGAGCACUCACUGUACGAAAACACUUAACCUGUGUCAUUUAAUUUAAUAAUAAACUGAAAACGCGUACGUACGAAAAAUA
Messenger RNA from Diachasmimorpha longicaudata, 3683 nucleotides. RefSeq names its product paramyosin, long form-like. The record is from RefSeq and is a predicted model, not a curated record. Bases 259 to 2898 code for a protein of 879 amino acids. Gene Ontology annotation, cellular component: cytoplasm; myosin II complex; myosin filament. Gene Ontology annotation, molecular function: actin filament binding; microfilament motor activity. The transcript is spliced from 14 exons. NCBI's taxonomy places the organism in Eukaryota, Metazoa, Arthropoda, Insecta, Hymenoptera, Braconidae.